Adineta steineri is the source of this 1092-nucleotide messenger RNA. Lineage: Eukaryota; Metazoa; Rotifera; Eurotatoria; Adinetida; Adinetidae. The record is from the annotation of a GenBank genome assembly.
AUGAACAUAUCUGAUUUUGAUUAUACACCACGCGGAUUUGUAUUUGCUGAUUUUAAUGAUGAUAAUCGGCUUGACCUUGUAUUUUAUUCUAAAUCUUAUACGACUCUGAAUCUACUUUUUGGAAAUGGUAAUGGAAGUUUUGGAGCAGAGAAUAUUAUUCCAAUGAAAAGUUUUAAGUUCUUGUCUUAUAUUGAUGUUGGUGACUUCAAUAACGAUAAUCGCUCGGAUCUCGUUUUAGUCAAUGACACCCAUCUUGGUGUUUUCUUUGGAAAUGGCAACGGAGUUUUUGGAGCACUUAUUAGAUUUGAACUGGGAAAGGAAUGCACGCCAGUUGACAUCACUGUAGCUGACUUCAAUCAUGACAAUUACUCAGAUAUCGCUGUUGUUAGUGCGGAUAGUAAUAAUAUUUGUGUGUUUCUAAGAAAAAGUAACGACAAUUUUUCAUCGCCAUUUAUUUUUUCUACUGGACAAAAUAGUGAGCCUCAAUCAUUAAUUGUCAGUGACUUUAACGGUGAUGGUCACUUAGAUAUUGUUGUGAGCAAUAAUAAUGCUGUGAAUGUUGGUGUAUUUGUUGGGUGUGGUAACGGAACUUUUGAAGUACAGAAACAGUCUUUCACUUUCUAUGGUUCCAAUCCGACUAAUCUAGCAGUCGGUGAUUUUGAUGGUGACACUUAUCCAGAUGUUGUUACCUCUAAUAUUGGCGACAACGUUAUUUGUGUAUUGUCUGGAUAUAAUAAUGGAAUUUUUAACAUCAGCCAGAAGUUUUCUAUAAAAUCUGUUUUGACAGCAUCUUCAGUUACUGUAGGUGACUUUAACUGUGAUGGUCAUUUGGACAUCGCUAUUGGAACGACUGAUCCAUAUGGCGUAGAUGUGCUACUUGGGUAUGGAGAUGGUCAUUUUGAUACGCAAACAAUAUUUCGGCCUGAGACUGUUGAUGAAAAUAUUUGGAUCGCUGUUCAUGAUUUUAAUGGUGAUACUUAUCAAGAUAUAAUUGCUAUAGAUGAUCACCUUAAUACUAUAGAUAUUCUUUUAAACAUAUGUGAAUGUUGCACGCAUGAAAUUCUCAAGAAAAGCAACUCCAGUCUCCAAUAA